Bactrocera tryoni is the source of this 464-nucleotide messenger RNA. RefSeq lists its product as uncharacterized. The record is from RefSeq and is a predicted model, not a curated record. Bases 117 to 407 code for a protein of 96 amino acids. The transcript has 3 exons. NCBI's taxonomy places the organism in Eukaryota, Metazoa, Arthropoda, Insecta, Diptera, Tephritidae.
AAUCGCAGAAAGCACAUUUUGAGUUUUUAAUAAAGCAGAAACUGAAUAAAAAAUAUUAAAUCGAAAAAAUACUUCCAAAUACUAAAAGCCACAGCAUAUCUUAAAAAAUUUGGAAAAUGCUCGCCAAGCAUUUGCUGAAAGUCAGUAAGGCGCUGCGUGGCGCGACGCUACGCAACGCCAGCAAGGCGCCAAGUACACCCUUCGCCGGCGGAGGCUUACGCAGCACCAUGAAUGACUUGCCGCAGCCGGAGGGCGAUUGGCAGGAGCAUUACAACCGUAGAAAUCUGAAGAAUACGGCUGUGCUUUCCGUUGGCAUUAUCACGUUGAUUUCAUCAAUAUAUAUGCAUUUCACGGAUGAGGCCAUCAACUGGAACUACACGGUGCCUGUGUAUGAUAGAUGUCUCUGAAGUGGUUUGAAGUGUGUAAAUGUCUUAAUUAUUAAAUGAUAAAUCAGAGAUUUUUAA